Molecule: messenger RNA, 2318 nt
Organism: Penaeus monodon (black tiger shrimp)
Lineage: Eukaryota; Metazoa; Arthropoda; Malacostraca; Decapoda; Penaeidae
Product: SH3 domain-containing protein 19-like
Biological process (GO): actin cortical patch localization; endocytosis; plasma membrane tubulation
Cellular component (GO): actin cortical patch
Molecular function (GO): lipid binding; protein binding
Source: RefSeq, a predicted model, not a curated record
AUUGCAGGCGAGGCCGACCAAUGGCCGAGCGAAGCGAAGCGGAUCCGAGUUCCGAUUGGCCAGCUGGUCCCAAGGGGCCGUCGGAACCACCUGCCUGUGACAUCACGGAGGACCUUCGGACGGCGACAAUGGACGACAUUCUGACAGGAGAUAUCCGACCAGUAAGACGGGCUCCACCACCACCCAGAUCUAAGCCAGCCGUCCAACAGCCCAGGAAUGAUGACUUAUUAGUCAUACAGUCACAGGGAGGUCCAAGUUGUAAGGUCCCACCACCAAGACGAAAUGCAAAUGGAAUCUCCAGAUCAACUUCAAUGCCAUUGUCUACCAGCUCCCAGAAGAAGAAAGUGCCUCCUCCUCGGCCACCACCUCCAAAGCUCACCCCGGAAAAGGCACAUCCAAUUUUUCACAGGUUGCAUAAGUUUUCAGUUAGAAAGAAAUCCCCUCACCUGCAAGAGCAGAAUGGAACGUCAAGCAAAGGUGUUGUUGGUGGACUGUUUGGUCGAGUGCGCCCACCGCCAUCCCGACCCAAGCCCUCCUCUGCUCACAACUCAAUAUCUGUUCCUAGUACACCCGUCACAGAAGCUGCGCUCAUAGACUUCUCAUCACCCCCUGGCUCCCCAACCACUAGAUCUGGCAGUGAUGGACUUAGUGUAAAUAGUUUUGGUAGUGAGUCCUCCUCUGGAAAUCAGAGCUCAGGGUUUGAUGACAGCUUUGACCCCUUUGGUUCUAUUCUGGAUCAAAAUCACUUUGUCCCACCAAAGAAGGUGGGAGUGUCCUCUUUCUAUACAGGACAGUUUGCUGGGGAUAAUGCUCAGACUCAGCCAUGUGUCACAGAAGAUCAAGAUCCUUUCGAGAUGCUAGCACGACGAUUAGAUUCAGUUUCUUCAACUCCAAACCAGCAGCCUGCCAGUGCGAGCUCCCAAAUACAAGCAAAUCCCAUGGUGCUACCCCAUAACUCAGCUCAGCCCAGCACACAGAAUGUGAAUACUGGCAAGUCAGAGCAGAAGGCAAAUUAUAGGCCAACCAUUAUCCGUACCAAAGCACCUGUUACUAGCAGCCAUGUAGAGAGUGCUGGAGGGACUGGCAACACUAAUAAAAAUCAGCAAUACCCUGGUGUGGCUGAGGAUAUUUGCUCUAUUGAUUGGGGAGCUGGAUCAAGACCUGGAGGUGUCAAUAUCAUCGAUCAAACUAUUCCUGAGGAGCCACCACCUUUGCCUCCAAGACCAGAAGCUGAGGAGGAAGAUCAAGACCGUCCCUAUGGGAUAGCAGAAUUUGACUUUGAAGCUUCACAGCAAGAUGACUUGAGUUUCAAGAGUGGUGACUUGAUACAGCUGCUCUAUAGAAUGAACGAUGACUGGUUAUUUGGCCGUUGUGGACACAAGGAAGGCAUGUUCCCACAGUCUUUCAUAAAGAUUGUUGUGCCCCUUGCUGGUGAACAAGCUUACCCAGACUCAUCAGCUUCUUCAUCCAUAACAAAAACCUCUUCCAGUGAGGCCAGCAACACAUCAAAUGUUGUCACAGCCCUGUAUACCUUCCAGGCAGAGACACCUGAGGAUCUCACCAUUAUGGAAGGCAGCAGGGUGUGCGUGACUGGACGAAUCAGUGAAGAAUGGUUGUAUGGGGAAUGUGAAGGAAGGGUUGGGCAGUUUCCAGCAAAUUUCAUUGAUCAAAUACCACAAGGCCUUUUACAGAUGUGACAGCAUAUUAUUUAGGGUGUAUUGAGACUCCAUUAGGGUUGAUUUGUUGAUAUUGUAGGUCAAACCUGGUAAUACUCACAUUUAUUUUUGUUGAGAAGAGGAGCAGAUACUUUAGAAACAUUCCUUUGAAAGCGGUAAACAAGGAAGUUCUUAUUAUCCCUCUUAUCUCACUACGAUACCUACACUUAAUUUUAAAGAUAUUGUGACCAGUGAGUAAAUUCCUGUGAGAUAGUUGCCAAAGAAAGUAGUAGUGUGUUGAUUUGAAUUUGAGUGAUAUGGUUAUUAUACUUGGCAAUGAUGGUUCUAAACUUUAAAAACUUGCAUAUUUUAGUUCCUGUUUUGUACAAAUAUAAAGAUUUUUCCUUUUUUAUUGGUGAUAAUGUGUAAAUAGUACUAGAAUUGUUGAAUAACAUUUAAUUCUAGAAUAAAGGGCAUGCCAUGUCCUUCAUUGUGGUAGGCACACUGUCAGACCUACCUCAUUCCUUUAUUAUGGAUAACAGUUAAUUAUUAUAUUUUUCAACUAAUACCUUGAGGCCAUAAGCUGCUGUGAUUAAAAAUGUAGAUUGUAAAUUAAUGCUUCCAUCAGUAGGCCUCCCAAUUAUUUAUGAGGUAAAUUUACUU